Periophthalmus magnuspinnatus is the source of this 1961-nucleotide messenger RNA. Its product is annotated as rho GTPase-activating protein 24. The transcript is spliced from 9 exons. The record is from RefSeq and is a predicted model, not a curated record. Bases 42 to 1961 code for a protein of 639 amino acids. Gene Ontology annotation, cellular component: focal adhesion. Gene Ontology annotation, molecular function: GTPase activator activity. Lineage: Eukaryota; Metazoa; Chordata; Actinopteri; Gobiiformes; Gobiidae. Gene Ontology annotation, biological process: signal transduction; activation of GTPase activity; negative regulation of Rac protein signal transduction.
GUCGAUUGGCGGGCGACUCUUUGGAUCCAGAGCAGUGCAUUAUGGGACUCAGCUGCUUCAAGUCCUGGAAACAUGACCGGACUCGUCAUAAAGGAAACAGAGAUGUCUUGGCCAGUCCCGGCUCGUACUUCUUCCUCUCAAACAGCGCGGGACAAGGAGACGAGUGGCUCAAGACUCUCAAUAAAGGAGCCUGGAUCCCAUUCACAGGUGUUUUUGGUCAGCGUUUGGAGGAAACAGUUUUAUAUGAGCGUAAAUACGGGGUACGGCUGGUGCCUCUAGUGGUGGAGCAGUGUGUGAACUUUAUUCGGGACAGGGGUCUUCACGAGGUUGGACUAUUUCGACAACCGGGACAGACACGGAUGGUCCAAGAACUGAGACAGGCCUAUGACUCCGGGGAAAGGCCCAUGUUUGACAGCAGCACAGAUGUCCACACAGUAGCGUCGCUGCUGAAACUCUACCUCCGUCAGCUGCCUGAGCCUCUGGUGCCAUACAGCCACUACCAACACUUUCUGCAGUGUGGGAGGAAACUGUCCACCGACCGCACACGUGGUUUAGUCGAGUUAAGAUACCUGCUUCAUGAGCUUCCUGUUGCAAACUUCAACCUCCUCAACUUCAUUUGCCAAUUUUUAAAUGAAGUACAGAGUUACUCCAGUAGCAACAAAAUGAGUUGCCAGAACUUAGCCACUGUUUUUGGGCCAAACAUCCUUCGCUCCAAAGCCGAGGAUCCACAAAGCAUCGUGGGAGGGGCGGCGCUGGUGCAGGUCUUGAUGCUGGAGUUCAUCAGAGAGUACCACAGCCUCUUCUCUAAAGUGCCUCCUCCAUCUCUGAGACCUGCUGCGGGUCCGUACGUUGCCCCCUGCCUGCGACAGAUGUCUCUGCCGCUCAUCACAGAGAAAGACAGCGAGGCAGGACAAAGCUGUUUGCCCAAAUCUGAGUUUUAUCAGAAGAAGCUCUUGGGUCACCGUCACACAUCGUCCCAUCCUGAAACCUGCCUGUUCCUCGCCCCGCACUCCCCCGGUCCGCACAACAACGUUAACCUGCAUCACAACGGCGACCACGAGGAGCAUCCUGCACCUUUAAUCCUCCUCAAACCAGACGGCCUGAGCUGGACUGAGGCCUGGUCGGAUCUACGGGACCCCAAUGUCGACUACUGGACCCCUGACGCCCCCAACGAGGGACUAGCUUCGCUCAGCGGGGGUAGUAGUAUAUCAAAUGGUAUUAGUACUCCCUCUGCUUAUGACAAUAUAGAAAAAGAGAGCUCCAACAGUGGAUCGUUUGAAAAUGUCCAAGCUGAAAAUGCUGAGCCACAACAAAAUUUAGAUGAACAAAAUGAGGAGUCUUCUAGUUCCUGGUCGUCCUGUGAGAUUAUCCCACUGGAGGAAAGUGUGAGCCCUGCCUUUUCUGCAAAAAGACACACAAGUUUACCUGCACUGGAGUUAGCUGAUGGUAAAGACUUUGACAAAGAGCAUGAAGAGCCAUUUGAAUCGUUGCAUUAUACCACCCCGACGUCGCAUUCAGAGCCCAGCAUCAGUCCACUAAGUACGGGCAGCUCUGAGGUGUUCCUCCCCUCAGGACCUCCAGAGCUGCACGACCAGGAGGGACAAAGCGGGACGAGUGAAGCCAGAGAUACACACUCGCUGCUGGUUGAGCUGCAGCAGCAGAUGGCCCAGCAAAGACAGGAGUAUCAGGCCAGGAUUCAAAGACUGGAGUGCUGUAAUGACGUCUUGGAGAGGCAGAUAGCCAUCCUGAGGCUUACCCUGGAGCAGCAGAAGCGCAGCCACAGUGUCGCAGAAAGUAAAAUCAGACACAUGGAGUGGGCCAAAGCGGACGCCGACCAACGCAAUGACAAACUGCAGCGAGAGAUGGACAAGUUCUUGGAAAUGUGCAGAGAGAUCAAGAAUCCAGAGGAGGAAGAAACAAAGGAGGAUAAACCACGGACACGAGUUUUACAAAGUCUAUAA